Synchiropus splendidus (mandarinfish) is the source of this 736-nucleotide messenger RNA. It is a transcript of the gene clec3bb, whose product is annotated as C-type lectin domain family 3, member Bb. Lineage: Eukaryota; Metazoa; Chordata; Actinopteri; Syngnathiformes; Callionymidae. The transcript is spliced from 3 exons. The coding region runs from base 1 to 603 and encodes 200 amino acids. The record is from RefSeq and is a predicted model, not a curated record.
AUGGAGUCUAAAUGUGUGUGUCUUCUGCUGGGAAUUCUACUGCUGGUCAACUGCACCUUCCAGCAGACUGCACCAAAGAAGAAGCCUGCCAAAAAAGAUUCAACUAAAGAUGCAGCCAUAGAGGAUCUGCAGAAACAGAUCAAUGACAUCGUCGGGGAGCUCAACCUGCUGAAGGAACAACAAGCUCUGCAAAGUGUUUGUCUGAAGGGAGUCAAGAUCCAUGGAAAGUGUUUCCUGGCCGACCCAGUGAAGAAGCGGUACCACACGGCUAGCGAGGACUGCAACGCUCUGGGUGGCGUCCUGAGCUCGCCCAUGUCCAGCGAUGAGAAUGACCAGCUCCGAAACUACAUUAGCCAGAGUGUUGGUCCAGGAGAGCAGGUCUGGCUGGGCAUCAACGACAUGGUGACCGACGGCACCUGGACGGACCAGACCGGCACCAGCAUCACUUACAAGAAUUGGGACGCGACCAACCCGCGGUCCCGUCAGCCAGAUGGAGGCCAGGCUCAGAACUGCGCCGUCCUCAAUGUGGCCUUGAGUGGGAAGUGGUCUGAUGAGAGCUGCCGUGAGGAGAAGGCCUCCGUCUGCCAGUUCAACAUUGUCUGAGUCAUCUGAUCACAGACUUGGUGCAUGGUUGCUUCGCAAAUCAACGUUCCAUAAUCCUGCAGACUCUUAAUAACCAGUGCUGCAACCGACAAAGAUCUGAUGGUUUAGACUCCCUCAGCACACAUAGAAAGCA